AUGCCCUCCCACCAGCCUACGAGCGGCAUGCCGGCCGUCGACCCUGAAUAUCUCUCUUCACAGCCAUCGGCAGAAUCCAAGCCAGCACCUCAAGAGCCUGUGAGGAACACAAAAUACGACCCCAAGAAGCCCCACAUCACCGAGACCCCCAUGACUCGCAAGAACUGGUACAAGCACGUCAACUGGCUCAAUGUCGUCCUCAUCGUCGGUAUUCCAAUUGCUGGUCUUAUCACCGCGAUCUGGACACCAUUGAGACUGUCAACCGCCACUUUCGCCGUUCUCUACUACUUCGCAACGGGCCUCGGCAUUACCGCUGGAUACCACCGACUGUGGGCACACACUUCUUACUCCGCAAGCACACCGCUCAAGAUCUUCCUCGCAGCCGUUGGCGGUGGUGCCGUUGAAGGCUCCAUCAGAUGGUGGGCUCGCGACCACCGUGCUCACCACCGUUACACCGACACCGACAAGGACCCAUACAGCGUCCGCAAGGGCCUGCUCUACUCGCACUUCGGCUGGAUGCUCAUGAAGCAGAACCCAAAGCGAAUUGGUCGUACCGAUAUCUCUGACCUCAAUGAUGACUUCGUCGUCGUCUGGCAGCACAAGAACUACCUCAAGGUCGUCCUCUUCAUGGGCUUGAUCUUCCCAUCCAUUGUCGCUGGUUUCGGCUGGGGCGAUUGGCUCGGUGGCUUCAUCUACGCCGGUAUCCUCCGCAUCUUCUUUGUUCAGCAGGCUACCUUCUGCGUCAACUCCCUCGCCCACUGGCUCGGCGACCAGCCAUUCGACGAUCGCAACUCUCCCCGUGACCACGUUAUCACCGCGCUCGUCACCCUCGGCGAAGGCUACCACAACUUCCACCACGAGUUCCCAUCCGACUACCGCAAUGCCAUCGAGUGGCACCAGUACGACCCAACCAAGUGGUUCAUCUGGACGAUGAAGCAGCUCGGCCUCGCAUUCGACCUGAAGCAGUUCCGUGCCAACGAGAUCGAGAAGGGUCGUCUCCAGCAGCAGCAGAAGAAGCUGGACCAGAAGCGUGCCAAGCUCGAUUGGGGUGUCCCACUUGAGCAGCUUCCAGUCAUGGAGUGGGAUGAUUACGUCGACCAGACCAAGAACGGCCGCUCACUCGUUGCCGUCGCUGGUGUCGUCCACGAUGUGUCCGACUUCGUCAACGACCACCCAGGUGGCAAGGCCAUGAUCCGCAGCGGAAUCGGCAAGGACGCCACCGCCAUGUUCAACGGCGGUGUCUACCUGCACAGCAACGCCGCCCACAACCUGCUCUCAACCAUGAGAAUCGGUGUCAUCCGCGGCGGUAUGGAGGUAGAGAUCUGGAAGCGCGCACAGAAGGAGAGCCAGGGCUCGCAGAUCUACAAGGACGAGAACGGCAACCGCAUUGUGCGUGCCGGCGCUCAAGUGACCAAGGUCAUUCAGCCUCCGGCCAGCGCUGGCGCGGCAUGA
Messenger RNA from Zasmidium cellare ATCC 36951, 1452 nucleotides. RefSeq lists its product as uncharacterized. Gene Ontology annotation, biological process: unsaturated fatty acid biosynthetic process. The transcript has a single exon. Gene Ontology annotation, cellular component: endoplasmic reticulum membrane. The coding region runs from base 1 to 1452 and encodes 483 amino acids. NCBI's taxonomy places the organism in Eukaryota, Fungi, Ascomycota, Dothideomycetes, Mycosphaerellales, Mycosphaerellaceae. The record is from RefSeq and is a predicted model, not a curated record. Gene Ontology annotation, molecular function: heme binding; stearoyl-CoA 9-desaturase activity; iron ion binding.